AUGAAGAGCACCACUCUUCUUUCCUUGGCCUGGGCUGCCCAGUCCGCCUAUUCCCUCUCUAUCCACGAGCGCGAUGAACCCGCUACUCUUCAGUUCAACUUUGAACGUCGUCAGAUCGCCGACCGGUCCCGUCGGAAGCGAUCGACGGCCUCGGCCGACCUCGUUAACCUGGCUACGAAUCUUGGCUACACGAUGAACCUCACACUCGGCACUCCCGGCCAGGAAGUCAGUGUGACGUUGGACACCGGCAGCAGCGAUCUCUGGGUCAAUGGGGCCAACUCGUCCGUCUGCCCCUGUACCGAUUACGGCUCUUACAACUCAAGCGCUUCUUCCACCUACACCUUCGUGAACGAUGAGUUUUAUAUCCAGUAUGUCGACGGCAGUGAAGCCACAGGCGACUAUGUCAACGAUACUCUAAAGUUCUCCAAUGUGACUUUGACGAACUUUCAAUUUGCCGUCGCAUAUGACGGCGACUCCGAGGAGGGGGUCCUCGGUAUCGGAUACGCCAGCAAUGAAGCCAGCCAGGCCACCGUCGGUGGUGGUGAAUACACCAACUUCCCCGAAGCCCUCGUCGAUCAAGGCGCGAUCAACUGGCCGGCCUACAGUCUAUGGCUCGAUGACCUCGACGAAGGAAAAGGCACCAUUCUGUUCGGCGGAGUCAACACCGCCAAGUACUACGGCAGCCUGCAGACCCUGCCUAUCGUCUCCAUCGAAGACAUGUACGUCGAGUUCGCGGUCAACCUGACGGCCGUGCACCUUGAGAAGAACGGCAACUCCGUCUCGGUCAACAACAGCGCCACGCAAUUCCCCAUCCCCGCCGUGCUGGACAGCGGCACGGCCCUGACCUACAUCCCGACCUCCGCCGCAGCCAGCAUCUACGAGGCCGUCGGUGCCCAAUACCUGAGCGAGUACGGGUACGGAGUGAUCGAGUGCGACGUCAAGGACGAAGACUUCACCUUCCUGUUCGACUUUGGAUCCUUCAACAUGAGCGUUGACAUCAGCGAGAUGAUCCUCGAGGCCAGUUCCGACAUGACCGACAUGAACGUUUGUACGUUUGGCCUCGCAGUGAUCGAAAAUGAGGCCCUGCUGGGCGAUACCUUCCUGCGCAGCGCAUACGUCGUCUACGAUCUCGGAAACAACGAGAUCUCCCUGGCCAAGGCCAACUUCAACCCCGGCGAGGACCACGUCCUGGAGAUCGGCACCGGAUCGGAUGCCGUGCCCAAGGCGACGGGGGCGACGGCGACCGGCGCGGCAGCCACAUCCACGGCCUCGAGCGACAAGUCGGACAAGGAGAGUUCGGCUACAGUGCCGCGCAGCCAGAUUGUCUCGCUGGUGGCGGGAGUCUUGGUCGGUGUUUUCUUGGUUCUGUAA
Molecule: messenger RNA, 1371 nt
Organism: Aspergillus niger
Lineage: Eukaryota; Fungi; Ascomycota; Eurotiomycetes; Eurotiales; Aspergillaceae
Exons: 3
Coding region: 1-1371 (456 amino acids)
Biological process (GO): proteolysis
Molecular function (GO): aspartic-type endopeptidase activity
Source: RefSeq, a predicted model, not a curated record